Messenger RNA from Auanema sp. JU1783, 2844 nucleotides. The record is from the annotation of a GenBank genome assembly. Lineage: Eukaryota; Metazoa; Nematoda; Chromadorea; Rhabditida; Rhabditidae.
AUGAAAUCGAUGACAUCUGUUACCUCAGCAUCUGAGAUUAAGAAAAUCGGUCGAUGGUCGUUACCCAACUGCAAUCUCAAGGUUGAGAAGAAUUUGCCUGGAUAUUUUAGACAACAAAUUGAUAAUUAUAAAAAUUGGCAUGAUAAAGUUCUAGGGAUUAAUGAUGAUGGUCUCACACAUCUUAGAAUGGAUUUAAAGCGCAUUAUACUAUGGAGAGGUCGGCGUUCAAGGGCCGUUAAACCAUUGAGAUCUAAAAGUAAAAACCUUCGGGAUAAAAUUGUUGAGAUAAUAUCGGAUAUAAUGACGCUUGGAAUAAUGACUUCGCCAGAUCCUGUUAUCCAAGCUUUUAAAGAAUUAAUAAUUGCGAUAUGUGACCAAAAAUAUUUUGAUGAUGAGUUGACUGAUAUUUUACGCACGCUGUUAUUUAAAAAAGAAAGCGAAGUUUGUUCCACGUCAGAGGAGGGCUCUAAUAAAGAAAAUGAAUCUCUUGAUGUAUCAGAGGCCUCCGACCCUACCUCAACUUAUGGCGAAACAAAAGAGGAAUUGUCUUCUGUUCUACGUAUGUUUAGUGUUACUUUUAUAUUUUCUAAGCCUGACUCAGCUACACCUGCAGCCACACCACAACACUCAGCUGAGGUUCCUGUGGAAAUAGCAGAAAGUUCUACUAGUACUCAACCCGAACCGGCAGCCGAAGAGGAGGGGAACGAACACCAGAAUCCCGGUAGUAGCGAACAAAUUCGCAAUGGAAGAAGUGUUUGGUUGCAUCUUCCCAGAUUGACGGAGGAAGAGGAAGAAGAACUGUGCUACGUGUGUAGGUCUCCAGUAGGAGCCGAUGAGAACGAGCCGCUACUACAAUGCUCGAAAAAGGUAGCAGGUGCUAAAUGCACUACAAGAUUCCAUUACACUUGCGCUCGGAAUUAUAACGCUGGAGAAUUUAAUUUGGAUUAUAUGAAAACUUUAAUUGGUAAUUAUGUUUGUCCACUUCAUCAUUGUGACUUGUGCUGGUUCGAAAGAAAAAAGAACACUGCCACUCUAGGGAGAGUUUUGGAAUGCUCUCAGUGCUACAGGGCUUUUCAUGACUUGUGUCGACCGGCAGGUUCUAGUGUGACGAAGCAAGUUCGACAACGGAAGGCUGAAAAUAAUGUAGUAGAAUACAAUGUUGAUACCGUCGUUUGUCAUAUACAUACGAAAGACCCGUUUAAGAAACAAAACGCGAAAGGACAUUUACCAUUCUGUUGUGAAUGUGAAGAGAGAGGAGAAAACCCUUUGAUUCCUUGCUCUCAAUGCAUACGGUCAUAUCAUUGGGCAUGCCGAAGAGUAGAGCGUACACUUGGUAAUCGGUAUGAUGAGAGCGAUCCCUUGUGUGAAAGUUGUAUCCACGGAGAAUCAAUCCGCGUCAAUCAGUUCCUGAUUGCUAAAUUCAAUAAUGGAUUUUUCGCUUGCACAUCAGUAGCACUGAAUGAUUAUCCAGCUCAUUGCAAAGCCAAGGAUAAAUACGGUCACAAGUUGAAUGAACCCGGAUUCUUAGCCGUCAAAUGGGCUGGGUGUGCCAACUUAUUCUCUUUACUCCCUGCUCAAAACGCAGUUCCUAUGUUCUCCGGUUCUUUCGAGCUCAUAGGAAAAAAGAAAAAGGAUAAGGAUUAUAUCGAAGCUUGGAAACUGAUGGACGACAAGAUAUACACUCCGCGUCCAGUGUUCAAUGUACUCAAUGACAAGUACACUAAAAUAAGAACUUCCGCUUAUCAUGCUGAUUGUCCUAAGCCACGUCUGCAACUCGUCCAAGAGGAAGAAGUUAUGUGUGACUGUCCUCCUGGAGAAGAUCGCUGCGGUCCAAAGAGCAAGUGUCAGAACCGUAGCACUCAUCAAGAGUGUCCAGAAAGUUGUGAGCGAGUACAGGGCGGAUGUCAAAAUCGAUGUAUAUCAAGAAAAGCUGUGAAUCCUGGUAUAGUAUCUAAAGCCACGGAGCUCAAAGGAACUGGGGUCUUUGCUACGGCGACCCUUCCUGAGGGAGCUUUCAUUGCGGAAUAUGCCGGAGAAAUCAUAAGCUUAACAGAAAAACAACGGCGGAUAGAUCAAUCUGCUCAAUGUAAAAAUGAUGAAGAAAAGCAUUAUAUGAUGCAGUUGGAUAAGAAUCGAGUGAUCGAUUGUAAGUAUAAAGGAAAUGUAGCAAGGUUCUUAAAUCACUCAUGUGAUCCUAACUGUAUAGUUGAAAGUAUGGAUGUAGUUGUAAGUUCUAAUGGAAUGGGUAAAGGAUCCUCUGUUCGAUAUGAUCGACGUGUUGCCAUUUUCACUAGACGUGAAAUUUCUGUAGGGGAAGAAUUGUGCUUUAAUUAUGAUAUGCAAGAGUAUUCUGUGGGAACACCUCUCCCCGAAUGCCGAUGCGAAUCCAGUAACUGUACUGGAAAGCUUGGAAGAACUGAAUAUGACCGGAGGGAAAAGAAGGCUCGACCUCCUCCAGCAGAGCCAGAAGACAAAGUCAAGCGGCCUAGAAAACGAGCUGUAUCUCCAGGUGCAUCGACUGGCUCCCAAAGCAAGCGAAGUGCUCAAAUUAAUAACAAAAAGCCUAAAAAACUCGAUGAGAAACCUAAUAACAUCACUAAGGAAAUUCACCCAAAAGUAUUAAAAGCCGGGCCGAUCGAACGGAUUCGUACUCAGGGUGGCGUUAAUGAGAGUGAUUGCGAAAGCAUAGUUACAGAUGAUACUGCACCUUCCAACGCUUUUUCAAUCUCUUCAGACGCACUACCAGACACAGAGGCAAGGGAAAGUUGUGGUUUGACAGAUGGAAUGGUUGAUGUUGCAGGUAACUCCAGUAGAUAUCAACUUACACCCAACCGAUCACUUUGA